This is a messenger RNA of Electrophorus electricus (electric eel), 1523 nucleotides long. RefSeq names its product T-SNARE Domain Containing 1 (gene tsnare1). Gene Ontology annotation, molecular function: SNARE binding; SNAP receptor activity. Gene Ontology annotation, cellular component: endomembrane system; membrane; synaptic vesicle. Gene Ontology annotation, biological process: intracellular protein transport; vesicle fusion; vesicle-mediated transport. The record is from RefSeq and is a predicted model, not a curated record. Lineage: Eukaryota; Metazoa; Chordata; Actinopteri; Gymnotiformes; Gymnotidae.
GUUAUUCUAGACUGAAUCUGAUUUCUAAUACUGCGUCUGGAGUGAAUGCUAAGACAAAGUGCUUGAUCAAAAAAGGGUGGGGAACAUGCAGUCAGGGAGCUUGUGGCAGAAACAUUUGGUAUAGUUCUUAUAGAGUACCAAACUUCCUUCCCCGUAAACCAGAGGAAGCUCCAGGAUGUCAUAUGGAUCCAUUGAUGGCAGCUCGUUUGGCAGCAGGAACCCAUUUGGUGGGCCCACAAAACAGGGCUACCAACCAGUCGCCACUCAGGUUAGCCCCACAGAGUUGCAAGAUGUGUUCCAGGAAACCUCCUCCAACAUCUUUCAGAUCAAUGCCAAUGUGGUAACUUUAGAUAAAAGCCUUCAGUCACUGGGAACAUCUAGAGACACAGCAGAGCUACGCCAGAGUCUACACUCUACACAGCAGCAAACCAAUAAAGUUAUUACAAGCACAAGCCAACUUAUCAAACAACUCUCUGACAUCAUCAGUGGCUCCUCACGGCAAGACCGUCUCCGUCUGAUGAGACUGAAGACAGAGCUGUCAGAAUCAGUGCAGCGAUAUGGAGAACUGCAGAAGAAAAUUGCAGACCGAACAAGGGCCUUGCUUCCUCCAGCAAAGAAAGACAGAAAACAGAGCCCGCAGACACAGUUCACUGAGCUAUAUGAGGAAGACCCGCUGUUUGGGGCAGCAGAGUCUGUUCAAGGAGACGGGCAGCAGGCGUUCCUGUCUGAGAUCACUGAGGAAGACAUGGAGCUACUGCACCAGAGAGAAGAGGCCCUGCUGCAGAUAGAGAGAGAUAUGCUGGACGUGAGCCAGGUUAUGAAGGACUUGGCCAGCAUGGUGCAUGAACAAGGUGACACAAUAGACAGCAUUGAGGACUACAUUCAGACCACCACCUCACAUGUGGAAACUGCUAAUCAGGAGCUUGCAAAGGCCAGCCAUCAUCAGAGGCAGCUGAGAAGGAGGAAGUGCUAUCUGCUCAUAGCUGGGUCUUUCAUUUUGACUCUUCUGAUCAUCAUCAUCAUUGUGUCAGUCAGGAAAUGAGAGCAGUAGAUCUGAGUUCCUGCACUGCUUCAAUCUCUCCAGCAUUCCUCAGGCCAUACGCUCUGUCACACCUCCUGUCUCUCUCCUGGUUUUGGGAAUCUGUGUGUGUGUGUGUGUGUGUGUGUGUGUGUGUGUGUGUGUGUGUGUGUGGUAUAUUAGUUGAUUAUAGUGCUUUCAAUUAGCUCUGUACUGUACUGUGUUAUUAAUGCUCCUUGCCAUUUGAAACUGAGCUCAAAUCAAAGAACAUACUGCAAAUGGACCUGAGGCUUCACUGCACUUUUCAUGAACAAAUUAGAUUUUUUUUUAGAUGUUUAUUAUUUGUACUUGUAGGGACUGCAGCUAAAUAGUAAUGUGAUAGCAUUCAUUUCCUAGAGCACAAAAUAUCUUAUAUAUGGUAACAAUAAGUCAAAUACUUAUUUUGGAAAUAACAGAUUUAGCUUUGAGCAGGGAUUUUUGCUAAUAUGUGUGUAUCUGUAUCAUA